CAUGAAAUUACUGUCUGUCUUGCUGACCGCUUUGACAGUGCGCCUGCUCGAAACCCCGCAGGUUAAUGCACUGAACGACGGGGUUGCUCGUUUGCCAGUCCUUGGUUACAACACCUGGAACGCAUACCAAUGCGAUAUCGACGAAGAUCUCAUCAUCACUACUGCGAAGCUCAUGAGGUCUCUCGGCCUACAGGAUGCUGGUUACAACUGGGUCAAUCUAGACGACUGCUACGCUGAGAGCAACCGUAGUGCUGAUGGACUCAUUGUGCCUGACAACGUACGAUUCAAGAGCGGCUUCAACUGGUUAACAGACCAGUUGCAUUCUAUGGGCUUCAAUGCAGGCAUCUAUAGCGACUCCGGCUGGUUCACCUGCGCUGGAUACCCAGGCUCUUUCCAGAAUGAAGCGCGGGAUGCCAAGACGUUCCAGGACUGGGGCUUUGACUACCUGAAGUACGACAAUUGCGCCAUUCCUUUCGAUGACAUCAUUCGCGAGGGUACUUUCGGAAAAUACCAGCGAAUAGCAGGUGCAAUUGCCGACCUCGCGAAGAGUUCGAGCAGGCCGCCAAUGAUUCUUUCCCUCUGUGAAUGGGGCUGGAGCCAAGUAUGGAUCUGGGGUAAGACUAUCGGUCAGAGCUGGCGGACGACAGGCGAUAUUUCCCCAAACUGGGACUCGGCGAUGAGCAUCAUCAACUUUAACUCCUUCAUCACGACCGCAACAGACUUUUAUGGGAGGAAUGACCUUGAUAUGCUGCAAGUGGGCAACGAGGGCUUGACGCCCGAGGAAGCGAAGACUCAUUUCACUGCCUGGGCUCUCAUGAAGUCCCCUCUUCUCAUCGGCACCAACCUCUCGGCCAUAACUCCGGAUAUUGUAGAAAUCCUUACAAACAGCGAAAUUUUGGCCAUCAACCAGGACCCUGUUGAAGGCACAAGCAUCUCGCCAUUCCGUUGGGGCAUUAACCCGGAUUGGACCAGCAACAGCACUCAUCCAGCUCAAUUCUGGAGUGGACCAAGUGAGAACGGCACCGUGUUCAUGUUGCUGAAUACCCUCGACGAGCCUGCAAGUUUGUUCUUUAAUUUGACCGAAUCUCCCUGGAUUCGCGCCGGCAGACAGUAUUCUGUCAGGGAUUUAUGGACGCACACGGACAACGGCACGGCCAUCAGAAACUUCACGGCAACAAACGUCCCUGCGCAUGGCGUGGUGGCGCUCCUGCUCAAAGACGCGGGAGACGAGCCUGCAGGGAUCUAUCCGCAGUGUAGCGUCUGGGACCAGUGCACCGCUGAGAAUGGCACGCAUGUUGGUGGUUGAAGGUCGAGAUCCACGUGUUAACCGUCAUGGACAUGUGUGCUGGAAAAGUGCGUUGAAGUCGAGGACUUUCAACAAGACGAUUCGGACAUUCCUUCCAUAGUAGUGUAUUCUCGCGACAUGCAUAGGCACCUCUUGUAUGUACUCUCCGAGCUGAGCAUUGGAGGAUAUGCACUAGUAGAAGCU
Molecule: messenger RNA, 1489 nt
Organism: Phanerochaete carnosa HHB-10118-sp
Lineage: Eukaryota; Fungi; Basidiomycota; Agaricomycetes; Polyporales; Phanerochaetaceae
Product: glycoside hydrolase family 27 protein
Exons: 20
Biological process (GO): carbohydrate metabolic process
Molecular function (GO): hydrolase activity, hydrolyzing O-glycosyl compounds
Source: RefSeq, a predicted model, not a curated record